AUGAAACUUUUGAUUUGUGUGUUACUGACUUUGGGGGGAUUGACAGUGUGGGGGUAUCCAGAAAGAAGAGCGGCGGAGAAGUUACAGUUGCCACAAUUGGAACAGUUGCAGCAGGAUACCAAGGAGAAUAAACCUCGGGAGGUACCAAGGGAUUGUAAAGGAAAGUGUGCGACGAGUAUAGCACAAAAGGCCGCAGCUGAGGCUAAAGCGGCCCAGGCCGCGCAAAACGCUGCUGGUGCUCAAGCAGCUCAUAUGGUUAAAACCCAACUUGCUGAAAAAGCGCUUCAAGCAGCAAAGGCAGCCGAAGCAGCUCUAGCAGGCAAACAAGCCGUAGUAGAACAACUGCAACAAGAAGUAAAAGAAGCGGAGGCAGUAGUUGCUGAGAACACAGCAGCUGUACAUCAACAACAGGGCACCGUUAACGCAGCUGUUCAAGCUGCCCAGCAGGCCACCGCACAGCACAAGCUAAUGACGCAAGCGAAUGCACUUGCAGCUCAGUUGGAGAAAUCGGCUCAUUGCGUUCUAGAAAAAACUAAAAUUGGGCUACAAGAGAAAUGUCACAAUUUAGCAGAAGCAAGAGCGAGGUUGGCACAUCUCCAGCAUAAGCUACAAUGCGCUUGUGCUGAAUGUUCUGCAACGAAAACAGCAGCCCACGCCGCUUGCGAAGCAGCACGAGCGGCUUGCGGUAAUGCUAGACGCAAAAAACAUAUCGCUGAAAUAGAAAACAUGUCCAAAGACCCCAAAAGAAGACGAUGA
Diatraea saccharalis (sugarcane borer) is the source of this 756-nucleotide messenger RNA. The record is from the annotation of a GenBank genome assembly. Lineage: Eukaryota; Metazoa; Arthropoda; Insecta; Lepidoptera; Crambidae.